UGACAAGGCUUGUUUAAUAGACCAGUAUUUCCAUCAGCUCACACAGACGCUUUAGCAGAGGGAAGGUGAAUGUCUGCUGUGAGGUGGACAGAUUUAAUCCAGAGAUCACCAUGGAUUCAAGAAAGCCGAGUCCUUUACAACGCAAGCCAAGUUUGAUUCAGCAAGGUCCUCCAAAAAGAUUCCGUCUACAUACAGAGAGGAAAAUACUUGAUGAUAACGGGAAAGUCAGAAAAUGGACUUACGGUACAAAAGACGCCAGUAAACAAAACAAAAUCCUUCUGCUGGUGGGAGAGACCGGUGCUGGAAAGACCACCCUCAUCAACUCUUUCAUCAACUACCUAAUGGGAGUGAAGUUUGAGGAUGAAAUAUGGAAUGAAAUCACAGAAGAAGAAGCCAGAGAUCAGUCAGAAUCCCAAACCUCUGAAAUCACCAUGUAUGAGGUGUUUCAUGUGAAGAGCUCCAUUUCUCUCACCAUCAUUGAUACUCCAGGUUACGGAGACACUAGAGGACUGGAGAAAGAUCUGGAGGUUGCUGAAAAUUUAGCAUCUUUGUUUCAAAGCAACGAUGGGGUUCGAGAAGUCGAUGCUGUGUGUUUUGUGAUUCAAGCGGCCAAGAAUCGUCUCUCAGACAGACAACACUACAUUAUCAGCUCAAUUCUGUCUCUGUUUGGGAAAGACAUUGUGAACAACAUUGUGUUUUUAAUCACACACUCUGAUGGUCUUCCUCCUAAAAAUGUCCUCGGUGCCAUUAAUAAAGCUAAAAUCCCCUGCAGACGAGACAAAAAUGGUGAACCUGUUCAUUUCCUGUUCAACAAUCGUCAGGGUGAACCUCGUCACAAUGAGAAACGCUACAUUCGUGCCCAAAGAGACGCCUGGGAUGACAGUAUGGAUGAGAUGAAAGGAUUCUUCGACUCUCUGGAUGAAAAGAACAGAAAGAGUUUAGAGUUGACUUCAUAUGUCUUGAUUGAGCGCAUUCAGUUUGAAGCAUUUAUCUGCAACUUUCAGCAGAGAAUCCAGGAGAAAGAGCUGAAGAAGGCUGAGAAACUUCAGAUUUAUGAAGCAAUGACACAGAACAAGGACAAGAUUGCAGAAUCUAAAAAUUUCAGCAUUAGAGUCAAAAAGACUGUCAAGAUUCAAGUGCCAAUUGAGAAUGCGUCAUGGAAACACAGAAAGGCGACGACCUGCACGGUCUGUGAGGAGAACUGCCAUGAGUUUGACUGCUGGUGGGUUACUGAUCCCAAGAAUUGUGAAGUCAUGAGAAACGACUACUGCACUGUGUGCACAGGGAAGUGUCACUACAGCAAACACGUCAAGGAGAACAAGAAAUACAUCAUCAGCACGUCAUACAUUAUGAUGGAGUUUGAUGAUUUUAGAAAGGAAUAUAAAAAAGCUGAAGAACAGACGAAGAGGUUUUCAAUUAUAAUGGACGAUCUUGAGAAAGAUCUACGGGACAUUGAUGACCAAAAGUCAGUUCUUCUGUUCAAUGCUUACAAAACCCUCAAGCAUCUGUCUCAGAUCGCUCUAAAACCAGACUCUGCCUUCACUCUCCAGCAUCUGGACUUCUUCAUCCCCAGAGUGAGAGAGGCUGGGAAAGAAGACUGGGUUCGGGAACUGGAGGAGAUGAGGACAAUUGCGGUAGCCGAAGAAGCCAAUAAAGACGCUCUGAGUUACCUGAAAGCUGGACUCACAAAACUCUUCAUCAAUGAGAAAUGAACAAAAAAAAAAAAAACAAGUCAACAGAUGAAAUAGUAAAGAUAAGGAGACUGCUUACAGUGAGAAUGCAGGUUAUGUUCUGUAGAUCCCUUUUAUAGUUCUUUUAAAUGGUAAUGCACUCUAGUCAAACAUGCUUAUAAACUACAAUAUGGAUGAAUACUGGGGUACCUGAUGGUGGCAUCUGCUAACACUCAAUUUUUCAAUCGUGCUAUUGUUGUUUGAGCAUUUUUACAUUUCAUCUUCACUAAUUGCUGGGACCUUUAAUUAUUGCCUUUAUUAUAAGACUGCCCUCAGAUUUUGUUGCCUGUUUUUAUUUACAUGAAUUGCAUUAAGCAUUGCAUUUGCUACAAACUUUUUUUGUAUUAAAGGAAGAGGCUGGAACGUUCAGCAAAUUGAACAAUAAAAAAAUAAAUAAAAAGAAAAUAAAAA
This is a messenger RNA of Danio rerio (zebrafish), 2141 nucleotides long. The record is from RefSeq and is a predicted model, not a curated record. NCBI's taxonomy places the organism in Eukaryota, Metazoa, Chordata, Actinopteri, Cypriniformes, Danionidae.